UGCUCCUGCAGCCCCCCUGCAGGAGGAGGAGGCGGAGGAUGUGAUGUUAGCGAUGACAAGCUCGUCUUCGCUAAGUGUGAAGGACCUGACUGACCUUCUCUCCCGGCAUGGUUUUGCCAUGAUGACAUUGUUUGGGCAACACGUCUGUUCUCCGCCUAGCAGGUGGACUCAAUUGAACUGAGCAUCUUCGAUAAUAUGGACUUUUUUUUUACUACCGGCAGGAACAACCGUGGACAUUAAAUCAUGAGAAACUGUACAAGAUAAUAACAAUGGAGCUUCCGCCUGAGGUGCAAUUAGAAGGACAUCCGUCUACACUCACAGUGUCAGACAAAUUGGCCUUUUCAACAGAAAGUGCCGUUAACAGCUCACGGGACCUCACGGCGGACCAUCGACUUGAGGAUCGAUGCUGCUUGCAGUUGGAUCAUCGAGACAGCGGACUAAAGGACAGUUUUGUUUGUAUUCAUCUUAAGAACACGGACCCUGUAGAGGAUGUGUCGUUUCAGGAUCUUGGACAAAGAGAUGCUCCAAUAAGGGUUUCACCCCAGGACCACUGUGAUCUACAUCCUGUCCAGUAUCCAUGCUCCUUGCAGUUGGAACAAAGUCAGAACUUACUGAAGGACAGUUAUGUUUGUGUCAGUCUUGAGAACAAGGGACUUGUAGAGGAUGUGUCAUUUCACGAUCUUGGACAAAGAGAUGCUGCAAUAAGGAUUUCACCCCACAACCAUUGUGGUCUAUGUCCUGUUCAGGAUCCAUGCUCCCCGCUAAGUCAGAACUUACAGAAGAACAGCUCUGUUUAUGUUAGCCUCAAUAACACAACAGAAUAUGUUGAUCAAAAUCUGAAUUUACGGAGCUCUCACCAAGACCCCUGUGGUCAUCUUCCUGUCCAGGACCACAGAGGGAAUGAUAAUCUUCCUGAGGAUCAAUGCUGCUCAGAUAUGUAUGAUGUACUAAAGGGUGAUUCUAAGUCCUUAGAGCGCUGUGAUCAACCGUCUGCCAUUCUUGGAGGAACCCAUGAUAAAGACCUGGAUUUUCUGAGCUCAUCUCAGGGCCAUUGUGGUCAUCUUCCAGUCCAAGACCUAAGAAGCAAUGAUCAUCCAGAUGCUCGAGACUGCUUACAGUGGGAACCGGUACCUGAUGGACUAAUGGACAGUUCUGUUUGUGUUGAUCUUGAUAAACAAGAACUGCUAGAGGAAGUGUGCUUACAGGACCAAGGACACAUUCUUGGAGAUGCAGCUGCACACCUGAUAUCACAUCAGGAUGACUGUGAUUCCCGUCCAGUCCAAGAGCGACACUGCAAUGAUCCUCCUGAGACUCAAGGCUGUUCACCACUAGAACCAGUUCCUGACAGACUAAAAGACAGUUCUGUUUCAGAUGAUCUGUGCUUACAGGUGCAAGAACAGGGUGAUGAAAUUCUUGGAGAUGCAACUGAAGAUCUGGAAGGAAUUGUGGUCUUCAAGCAUUUAGAGACUGUCUCAAAUAGCCAUACCUAUCAGACUUCUGAGGAACCUCUCCUCACCAACCCGAACUCAACUCCAGACCUUCCCCGCAUCAUCAAACACAAACAGAGCUCCAUCACCUUCUCGGAUUCCGCAGAGCAUCACGCCUGCAUCAACGGCAGCUCGGACGAAGGAGAGUCUUCACAAGACGAGGAAGAUGACAAUCAGGGAGACGGUGACAACGACGAGGAUGAUGAUGUGUUCGUGGAGCUGUCGGCCAGCAGUGUGCUCCUUGUCAAUCACAGACACAGGAAGGAUGGCGUCCAUGGUGUACCAGGAAGUGACCAAUGUGGUUAUGAAGAAGAGGCGGAAAACAGCAGCAAGAAGUUGAAGUCUCCCUGGUGUGAGUCCAUGAGCCAACUGUUGAGGAAGCUGGACCAGCUCAAUUUGGACAUCGAGGAGGCUCUGAGUGCUGGCUCCUCCCCCUCUGACACACCUUGCACCGCCCGCAAGAAACAGCGCUCCACAUUGAACCAAAGCCUGAAUGAGCGAGCUGAGACAGGGGAUUGGGCCAGCCAAAGCAGAUCUUGUCUUCCUCGUGGCGCCUCCGUGGGAACCAGGACGAGAAGCAAGAAGGCGGGUUUGAACAAGAUGACCAAUGAAGCAGCAGCAGAGGUUGAAGCAAAGGAGGCGUGUGACUGGCUGCGAGCUGCUGGAUUUCCCCAGUAUGCUCAGCUCUUUGAAGAUUCCCAGUUCCCCAUUGAUAUCACCCCCGUCAAAAGAGACCAUGACUUUCUGGACAAAGAUCUUGUUGAGCCUCUUUGCAGGCGACUCAACACGUUAAAUAAAUGUGCCUCUUUGAAACUCGAUGUGAACAUCCCAAAGAAGAAAAGCGAAGACUCCGAUGAGGAAGAUCUUUUUGCCAUCAGUGACAAAUGGACCUUUGAAUGGAGCAGCCGGCGCUGGUCCAGGCUGCAAGACAUUGACUGCCUCCUGGGACACCAAGGACAGGAUCUGUCAGCUGGGGAUAGUGUGCCUCUUAGAACCACAACCAGUAGUGAAAGUGUGCUAACAGACCUCAGCGAGCCAGAAGUAUCCUCUGUACAUAGCGAGAGCAGUGGGGGCAGUGGGCCUCGAGGACUCAGCACCGAGGAUUCUGACUGCUCCAACCGCACCUGCUCAGAUUCUGUAGCCAUGCCAGACUCUACUUUGCUGACAAUGUCUCCCAUCAACAAAGACAUUGGUCAUUACGGCUCCCUGCCUAAUAAGCAUGGCAAGACAAGUCGCACCCGUGCCAAAGACUUCCUAAAACGCAUGGAGACAUUACGCUCGAGGGGAUCGCUUACAAGGGGUCGUAAGACAUUGGUCAUCAGUUCUCCGGUGCUGCAGCAGGAAGCCCACGCUCUAAAGAGUCUGCCGUGUGUGGAGAUUAUAAACAGAGACAGUGGAGCUCCAGAACCACCAUCCCACAAGGUUCCGUCCCAGUCUAGCAGUGAAGGUAGCAGCCAUUCUAGUGGAAGCACUGGCAGCACACCCAGCCUUAAAGAGCGUAAGCCAUACCGAUCUGACCAGAAGCGUAGCGGCAUGUAUCUAGAAGAUGUAGAUAUCUUCUCAGGCAACCAAAUGAACAAAGUUGCAGAACAAAAUCGCAAAAAUGAAUUUUGCUCCUACGAGGACCUGGUGGUUCAUAUUCCUAAUGACCACAAACCAGGAACCUUCCCCAAAGCACUGUCCAUAGAAAGCCUAUCACCGACCAACGGGGCCUCGAUAAACUGGCACACAGGCAGCAUGCACCUGGACUCUGGCCUGAUAACAUGCAGGCAGGAAGCCAGGCCUGUCACACAGUGCUGUUCUAGAGGAAGCCGCAUCAGUGUGUAUGAUAAUGUUCCUGGCUCCCAUUUGUAUGCCAGCACAGGAGAUCUAAUAGACCUGGAGAAAGAAGACCUGUUUCCUCACUUGGAUGACAUCUUGAUGCAUGUCAAUGGUCUGCAGCAGAUAGUGGACCACUGGUCUAAAAAUGUACUGCCAGGAGGGGAAGGGCUGUCAAAGGUGGAUGGAGAAGGUACCGUUGGUCUUCAGUCUUUAAGUCAGAUCACGUUGGACUUCGAGGGGGAUUCUGUGACGGAAAGUCAGACUACACCGAGCGCUGGGGACGGCGUAUCUCUUUCAGACAUUGAAACAACAAGGCUCAGGGAAAGGAGAGACUCAGGAGUAGGGGCUUCGCUUACCAGACCCAACAGGUUACGAUGGCCCAGCUUUCAGAUAUCCAAUCGUCUAAGCCACUCGGUGGCAUCGCUGCAGAUAACCAACCAGUCGGCAGGCCAGCUGAGUUUGUUACAGAAGUUCUCUCUGCUCCGUCUUACGGCCAUCAUGGAAAAGUACUCCUUGUCAAACAAGCAUGGCUGGACCUGGGCAGUACCAAAGUUCAUGAAGAGAAUGAAGGUACCAGACUACAAGGAUAAGAAUGUGUUUGGAGUCCCCCUCAUAGUGCAUGUGCAACGUUCUGGACAACCACUGCCCUUCGGCCUGCAGCAGGCCCUGCGGUACCUGAGGAGCCAGUGUCUUGACCAGGUGGGCCUGUUUCGUAAAUCAGGUGUGAAGUCUAGGAUUCAAGCUCUGCGGCAGUUGAACGAGAGCUCCCCAGACAAUGUGAACUAUGACGAUCAGUCCGCUUAUGACGUGGCAGACAUGGUAAAGCAGUUCUUCAGGGAUUUACCUGAGCCGCUGCUCACGAGCAAGCUAGGGGAGACUUUCCUCCAUAUCUACCAAUAUGUACCGAAGGACCAAAGGUUGCAGGCUGUCCAGGCAGCCAUCAUGCUCAUGUCAGAUGAAAACCGAGAGGUGCUGCAGACGCUGCUUUGCUUUCUGAGCGACGUGACAUCCUCUGUGGAGGAAAACCAGAUGACGCCCAUGAACAUUGCAGUGUGUCUGGCUCCCUCCCUUUUCCAUCUCAACAUACUCAAGAAAGACAAUCUUUCACCGAGGGCGAUGCAAAAGAAAUACGCCAGUGGCAGACCAGACCAGAAGGACCUGAAUGAGAACUUAGCAGCAACACAGGGUCUUGCUCAUAUGAUCAUGGAGUGCAAUCGUCUUUUUGAGAUCCCUCACGAAAUGGUGACUCAGUCUCGCAAUUCAUAUGUGGAAGCAGACCUGCAUGCGCUGACUUUUGACGAGCUCUUCAAGCAGCUUGAGGACGACAGUGGAACGUACGACAACCACAUGGAGGGCAGGCUUCAGAAUCUGCUGAAAGAGGCUCGCGAAAAGUCCAAGUCCUGGGUGUCCUGCAGCAGCUCUGCUAAUACAGAGCUAUACUAUAAAAAGGUGGGAGACGGGAACCCGCUGAGACGCUGGAGAGUAUCCGUGGAGGUGGAAGCGCCGCCGUCCGUUGUGUUGAACCGUGUGCUGCGUGAGCGCCACCUCUGGGAUGUUGACUUGCUGCAGUGGAAAGUGUGCGAGACACUUGACAAGCAGACGGAGGUUUUUCAGUACGUCCUCAAUCGAAUGCCACCUCACCCCAGCAGGGACUUUGUGGUUCUCAGGUCAUGGAGGACAGAUCUGCCCAAAGGUGCGUGCUCCCUGGUUUCUGUCUCAAUGGAGCACGAGGAUUGUCCUCCCGUUGGAGCGGUACGAGCUAUUGUCCUGGAGUCCAAUUACCUGCUUGAGCCUUGCGGCUCAGGAAAGUCCAGACUAACUCACAUUUGCAGAGUGGAUUUGAAAGGAAGGACUCCUGAAUGGUACAACAAAGCCUUCGGCCAUCUUUGUGCUGCGGAAGCCGCUCGCAUCCGCAACUCUUUUCAGCCGCUCAUAACAGAUGGUCCGGAGACCAAAAUAUGAAACGCCGAGCCUUUCUGGUCACAUUGAAGACAAAGAUAGGACCUCAAAACUAAGGCACAGUUUAAUGAGUCAUAUUUUUUUAAUAUAAUGUUAGCUCCUCUGCAUUUGCACAAUAACAAAUGAGGACAUCUUAUAGGUGUUCAGUAUAUUUACUCCUUGGGAAAUUAAUCAUCCUGCCAAUGUUGAUUUGCAACUUUUUUUUACUUUGAUAUCAGAAAAACCUCCAUCGUAUAAACUCCUAUGUAUAUAAUAAUACCUUACUCUUAUGAUAUACAAUGUCUAGGACAUUCAAGCUCUUAUAUGCUUCUGGGAAGCAUGUACAUAUUAAUGAUUUCAGAUUAAAGGCUAUAAUAAUAAUUAUUAUUAUGAGGUACAUGCAAGUGUCCUGUGUAUGUGUACAUACUGUAUAUGUGUGAAUAUACUGUAUAUGCAAACAACGUGUAUAUUGGAUAUUUCUGAAGGGAUUGAUUGUACAGCUCUUUUCCUAUAUAUUGAUUCACCUUCACGUCAGUCCGCCUGUAAUGCAACAUGUAAACUGGUUUUACUUCAGUAUUGCUUUUGGAAUUUAUGUCAUUUUUGGUGUUCAACUUUGACCUCCUGCGGUUGUGAAUGACUUAAGGUUUGACUUGAUCAUGCCUGCUUUUAGGGUACUUGACCGUGCCGGUGAUGACAAAAGACAUGUUUGUUUGUUUUUAAAUAAAGCUGUCCGAAUUAUAACACAAGUAUUUUUCACUGAAUCAUGUGUAUACUCAACAAGAUUUGAGUUAAAUACUGGCAAGUCCUAUUUACUGCAUAGAAUACUAUAAUUAUGCAUGUAUUUAAAUGGUUCUGUUAAUAAUACAUAGUAUACAGUAUGUAAGUCACAUAUGUAUGUGUUUUGUAUCACUGUACUGUAUAUUUAUCAGCAAAGUGGUCAUUUCCAACCUUGUGACAGGCACUUGUCUGAUUGGGAAGAGAGGGACCUCUACUGGUCA
Doryrhamphus excisus (bluestripe pipefish) is the source of this 6244-nucleotide messenger RNA. RefSeq names its product StAR related lipid transfer domain containing 13b (gene stard13b). Lineage: Eukaryota; Metazoa; Chordata; Actinopteri; Syngnathiformes; Syngnathidae. Gene Ontology annotation, biological process: regulation of Rho protein signal transduction; signal transduction; actin cytoskeleton organization. The record is from RefSeq and is a predicted model, not a curated record. Gene Ontology annotation, molecular function: lipid binding; GTPase activator activity; protein binding.